GCCCUAGCCAGCUGCGCUAGCCGAUCGCCACCCGCUCCCCCGAGGCCUUGGCGCCGCCGCCAGGGCGCGGGGCAGACAAAGGAGGCAGACAAAGGCGGGCGCAGCCCCGCGGCCGCGUGGGCACCGGACGAGGCUCGCCCUCUCCUCCCGGUAGAACCCUGGAACAGCACUACUGCCCGCCCUGUCAGCUAGCUUCGUGAAGCGAGACAAGUCCUCAAUAGGCUCGUCGGCAGAAAGAAGACAGGCAGGAAUCCACACCCUUUCUGAGGAUUCAGCGAGUCAACCCACGGACACCCUGCCCAGGCGCCUAGCACUCGGCUGCUGCUUCCAUAGGCGGCCAAGGAUGACCACGCUCACGCGCCAAGACCUCAACUUUGGCCAAGUGGUGGCCGACGUGCUCUCCGAGUUUCUGGAGGUAGCCGUGCACCUGAUCCUCUAUGUGCGCGAGGUCUACCCAGUGGGCAUCUUCCAGAAGCGCAAGAAGUACAACGUGCCGGUUCAGAUGUCCUGUCACCCGGAGCUGAACCAGUACAUUCAGGACACGCUUCACUGCGUCAAACCGCUGCUGGAGAAGAAUGAUGUGGAGAAGGUCGUGGUGGUGAUUUUGGAUAAAGAACACCGUCCGGUGGAGAAGUUUGUCUUUGAGAUCACUCAGCCGCCCUUGCUAUCCAUCAGUUCAGACUCCCUACUGUCUCAUGUGGAGCAGCUGCUGCGAGCCUUCAUCCUGAAGAUUAGUGUGUGUGACGCUGUCCUGGAUCACAACCCUCCAGGCUGCACAUUCACAGUCCUUGUGCACACGAGAGAAGCUGCCACUCGAAACAUGGAGAAGAUACAGGUCAUCAAGGAUUUCCCCUGGAUCCUGGCAGAUGAACAGGACGUCCACAUGCACGAUCCCCGGCUGAUACCCCUAAAAACCAUGACAUCGGACAUCUUAAAGAUGCAGCUCUAUGUGGAAGAACGUGCUCAUAAAAACAGCUGAAGGCAUGCCUGCCACCUGAUGCCCAGCUGCACCACUCGGGGGCCCCAGCCCAGGGCAGUGCUGCAGGCCCCCCCCCACACUCCAAGUGCUCUUAUCGCCUUGACAUGUGGCCGCCCCUCUGGCUGGGCUGCUCGGUCCUGGUUGCCUUCUUGAGGCAGCCUUCCCCGGAGGCUAGGGAAGAUCGCAAGGACAGACACCAUUUCUCAGCUGCCUCCUGGGGCUCAGCCGGCUAACACUGUCCAUCUGAAAUACUGUGUUGUGAAUUAUUGUUAAUAAAGGGGCCCCAAGGGCUGA
Microtus ochrogaster (prairie vole) is the source of this 1273-nucleotide messenger RNA. RefSeq names its product mitotic arrest deficient 2 like 2 (gene Mad2l2). Lineage: Eukaryota; Metazoa; Chordata; Mammalia; Rodentia; Cricetidae. The record is from RefSeq and is a predicted model, not a curated record. The transcript is spliced from 10 exons. Gene Ontology annotation, cellular component: zeta DNA polymerase complex. Bases 344 to 979 code for a protein of 211 amino acids.